Messenger RNA from Symsagittifera roscoffensis, 2737 nucleotides. RefSeq names its product F-box-like/WD repeat-containing protein TBL1XR1. Gene Ontology annotation, molecular function: transcription corepressor activity; protein binding. The record is from RefSeq and is a predicted model, not a curated record. Gene Ontology annotation, cellular component: histone deacetylase complex. Bases 351 to 1946 code for a protein of 531 amino acids. NCBI's taxonomy places the organism in Eukaryota, Metazoa, Xenacoelomorpha, Acoela, Convolutidae. The transcript is spliced from 9 exons. Gene Ontology annotation, biological process: regulation of transcription by RNA polymerase II.
UAUCUAGUAUGACUGGCAUGAUAUCAUAUCGCAGAUAACACAUUCGUGUAGCAUAAAAUUAGUAUAUGCGCCACAGACUUUCAAUCAAGCCACAUGUUUAUCACUUUCUUCAUUUCUUUGGGAGGGCAAAGUUCGCUUUCUUUGGUCUAAGAAAAGCGAACCCUACGAAAAAGAAACAAAACGUCCCAAACUGACUUAUCUGAUAAUUACGUGCCAUAAAUAUAGUGUAUCCAGUGAACUUGUUUGGUCUUCGAGAAGUUGGUUGGCUGACCUCUCAUAGACAGAAAUUAAAUCAUCCAUAGUCGAGUGACUUCUUGCCCUUAGAGCCGUUAGACUGGUGACAUCUGAAGAUGAGUAUAGGCAGUGAUGAGAUCAACUACCUGAUCUACAGGUACCUCCAGGAGAGUGGAUUCAAUCACACUGCCUUCGUAUUUGGCACUGAAUCCCACAUGUCAGAGACUAAUAUCAACGGGGGCCAAGUACCACCUGGUGCCCUGAUAAGUAUUAUUCAAAAGGGAAUGCAGUACGUGGAAGCAGAAAUUAGUACAAACGAGGACGGAUCAAUUAACGACCACGUGCAACUGGCAGCGGACAGUCUCUCUUUGAUUGAUGCAGUGAUGCCAGACAUUGUACAACAGACGAGGAAUUCACACCAGAACAAGCCGAAUCCAAACAACCCGCAGGCACAGUUGAAGCCGAAAUCUGAACCUGAAAAUGACAACAACUCUGCUACUCCUAAUUCCAACUCCAUCGAGGGCUCAUCCAACUCAUCAAAUGCACCUACCAAAUCAGACACAUCACAGGCCAUGGACACUUCAGGGCCUACGACCAGCCACGCUAUGGUCCCACCAUUCAUGGCACAACAGGACCCAGUGGUUAUACCGCCUGGCAGAGUGUCCAUUCUGAAAGGCCAUGAAUCAGAGGUGUUCUCGUGUGCUUGGAAUCCAAAGAGGGAUCUUCUGGCGUCUGGAUCAGGAGACUCGACUGCUAGAAUCUGGAACGUAGAGGAGCAAGAGCCGAGUCAUAAGAGACUUCAGCAUUGCAUCAACGAAGGUGGACAGGAGGUUCCUAGCAACAAAGACGUCACUUCGCUGGAUUGGAACUUCGACGGAAGUCUGCUGGGAACUGGAUCCUACGACGGAUAUGCACGUAUAUGGAAUGCCGCUGGAGACUUGAUCAACACACUUGGCUACCACAAGGGUCCCAUCUUCGCCCUCAAGUGGAACAAGAAGGGAAACUACGUUCUAACAGCGGGAGUGGACAAGACCACCAUCAUCUGGGACGCAACCACAGGAGAGUGUCAGCAGAUAUUCGCGUUCCAUUCGGCCCCUGCUCUAGACGUGGACUGGCAGAACAACCAGUCAUUCGCAUCCUGCUCUACCGAUAUGUACAUUCAUGUGUGCAAAUUGGGACAGGACAGACCUGUCAAGACAUUCACAGGCCACUCGAACGAGGUGAAUGCGAUCAAGUGGGAUCCGAGUGGACUCCUCUUGGCCUCCUGCUCUGAUGACAUGACCAUCAAGAUCUGGAAUCUGAAGAACGAGACAUUCGUCCACUCUCUAUCCGCCCAUAACAGGGAGAUAUACACCAUCAAGUGGUCUCCUACAGGAGUGUCGACAGACAACCCGAAUGCGAAUCCGUUCCUAGCCAGUGCUUCUUUCGACUCGACAGUGAGGCUGUGGGAUAUUGAGAAGGGCAAGUGUGUGCACACCCUAUCCAAACACACCGAGCCAGUGUACUCUGUCGCGUUCAGUCCAGAUGGAAAAUAUCUAGCCAGUGGCUCCUUUGACAAAUGCGUUCACAUCUGGAGUACUUCGUCGGGCCAACUAGUCAACACAUACAGAGGUACCGGAGGUAUCUUUGAAGUGUGCUGGAAUUCUAGAGGAGACAAAGUGGGGGCCAGUGCCUCGGACGGAAGUGUGUUCGUGCUAGAUGUCCGAAAAUAGCAAGUAGACAUACUGCACUAUUCGGCCAGACAUCUGGAAUUGAGUUUAUCAUUAGUUUUGCUGAAAAGAGUUCAGAAUGGAUUCCCGGGAACUUAUUUUAUCAUUUGCUCGUUUCGAAACAAACUAGAAAUAUUUAGAUUCUGUCUCUGUCAAACACAAAGAGACCAAGAAUUGUGAAGCUUUGAUGGUUAGCUAAUACAAAGGAAGAGAAGCUGUUACUAAACUUUGAAAUGGGAUAGACAUAAAUUGUUUGAUAUUAAGAGCUGAACAAAACCAAAUCAUGAGUCUAAAAGUUACUGUUCUUUUUGAUCAAUUUAUGGUGUGAACGUUUAGAUAUCUAUGAAGACCUUAGCUCAAAACCCUUAGCUCAUCAAAAAGUCUUUCUAUGUGCUAUCUAGAUAUUUUGACAUCAGUUUGAUCAGUUUUGAACUUAACCCAUAAUUGACAUCUAGAGGUGAUAUCUGACUGUUAGACAUUGUCUACUACUAAUUUAUUUUCGAUCAGUAUUUUUUAAUUUAAAGAAAACUCAAAUAAAAACUGUGGUCGACGUAGACUGGAUUGCAAUAAGAUGAGAAACAAUUACAAUUUACUCACUGUAUCUACAGAAUGGAAUUGAUUCAUUUACUUGAUUGUCGUUGUUGUUGAUCCAAAUUUGAAAAAGCUGUUCAUGAUAUGCAAUUAUGCCGCAACCUUCUAAUUCAAACCUUUAAACUUUAACUUUAAAUAACGAUAAUGUCAUAUUUUGUCUGAUACAAAAAAUAAUGUGAAAUUCAGCUGUGAUUAGCGUGUUA